AGCUUCUUAUCUCCAGCUCAGAGAACGGCCGCUGCCUACCAUGAGGUGAAGCUGUACGCUGUACCUGGGAUGGGCUCUGCCCUGGUGACAUUCAUUGCCUUCCUCCACAGGACCUGUUCCAGAACGUGGUGCCCUGGAACUGCAUGGCCUCCAUCAGGAUCCAGAGGAAACAAAAGGGCACCGAACAACUGGCGCCCACCGUUCGGGAAACCUAUCCACAGUUCGACGAUGUGGUCAAUUUCGUGUUCACCACCUGCAUUGGGGAUCACAGCAUGAAGGCUGAAGACAGGGCCAGGGUGGUGGAGCACUGGAUCAAGGUAGCCAAGGCAUGCCUAAAGCUCAGGAACUUCUCCUCGAUGCACGCCAUCAUCUCUGCUCUGCAGAGCACCCCAGUACAUUGGAUGAGCAUGACGUGGAAAGAAGUAUCCAGGACAAGUUUAAAAACAUUCCAUAAGUUGUGUGCCAAGGCCACUGCAGAAAACAGGAAUUUGCUCAUGAAGGUAAACGGAGGGUGAGACAUGGGGUUAAAAUGUCGGGAAGACGGAGAGAGGGCAAAGUGGGAAGAGGUUCAGGACAAGAUGUGGUGUGUGUGGUCGGUUGGC
Messenger RNA from Octodon degus (degu), 602 nucleotides. RefSeq names its product ral-GDS-related protein-like. NCBI's taxonomy places the organism in Eukaryota, Metazoa, Chordata, Mammalia, Rodentia, Octodontidae. The coding region runs from base 144 to 515 and encodes 123 amino acids. The record is from RefSeq and is a predicted model, not a curated record. Gene Ontology annotation, cellular component: plasma membrane. The transcript has 3 exons. Gene Ontology annotation, molecular function: guanyl-nucleotide exchange factor activity. Gene Ontology annotation, biological process: Ras protein signal transduction; positive regulation of GTPase activity.